UUUCCUUUUUUUCAGUUGUGCAUGUACCUGUUUGAACACAGAAUUCCUCCAUAUAACAUCUAGCAACGGAAGCUGUGGCAGAUGCGGCAUUCAAAGCAAUCUCGUUGUCCUGAAUGGGACGACAGAAAGAGCUGGGAUCAAAGAAAGUACAGUAGCAGCCGUAAACGCAGGAAAAGGUCCCACAGCAGUGGACAAGAAAGCAAGCGCUAUAAACCAGAUCACGUUUCAGACAGUCAUUAUUUGGACGAUAGAGCCAUAAAUGAAAGAGACCAUCAUGACCGGAGAUAUGUUGAGGAAUACAGAAAUGACUUCUGUGAAGUGUAUGACCACAGACAUUAUCACAGAGACUAUGAAAAGAGUCACCAUCAUCACUAUAGCAAAUCCUCUGGUCGGAGCAGGAAAAGUAGUCAUAAAAGGAAGCAUAAGAGACACCAUUGCUCCAGUCACCAAUCGCAUUCGAAGAGUCACCGAAGGAAAAGAUCCAGGAGUGUAGAGGAUGAUGAGGAGGGUCACCUGAUCUGUGAAAGUGGAGACGUUCUGAGAGCAAGAUAUGAAGUUAUUGCAACUUUAGGAGAAGGAGCUUUUGGAAAAGUAGUGGAGUGCAUAGAUCAUGAUAUGAGAGGAAUGCAUGUAGCAGUUAAAAUUGUGAAAAAUGUUGGUAGAUACCGGGAAGCAGCCCGUUCAGAAAUACAGGUGUUGGAACACUUAAACACCAUGGAUCCAAGCAGCACUUUCCGCUGUGUCCAGAUGCUGGAAUGGUUUGAUCAUCAUGGCCAUGUUUGCAUUGUUUUUGAGCUACUGGGACUUAGUACUUAUGACUUUAUUAAGGAAAACAGCUUUCUGCCAUUUCAUAUUAAUGACAUUAGAAAUAUGGCUUAUCAAAUUUGCCAGUCUAUAAACUUUUUACACCAUAAUAAACUAACUCAUACAGAUCUCAAGCCUGAAAAUAUCUUGUUUGUGGAGUCUGAUUACAUAGUGAAGUACAAUGCCAAAAUGAAGCGAGAUGAACGCACUUUAAAAAACACAGACAUCAAAGUCGUUGAUUUUGGAAGUGCAACUUUUGAUGAUGAACAUCACAGCACAUUAGUGUCUACAAGGCAUUAUAGAGCUCCUGAGGUUAUUCUAGCACUGGGAUGGUCGCAGCCUUGUGAUGUUUGGAGUAUUGGUUGUAUUCUAAUUGAGUAUUACCUAGGAUUUACAGUGUUUCAGACACAUGAUAGUAAGGAACACUUGGCAAUGAUGGAAAGAAUACUAGGGCCUCUGCCAGCUCACAUGAUCAAGAAAUCCAGAAAGCAUUAUUUUCACCACGACCGAUUGGACUGGGAUGAACACAGCUCUGCAGGACGAUAUGUUAGGAGACGCUGUAAGCCUUUACAGGAAUUCAUGCAUUGCCAAGACACAGAUCAUGAAAAUCUGUUUGACCUUGUUCGCAGAAUGCUGGAAUACGAUCCAGUCAAAAGAAUUACUCUUGAUGAAGCCUUGCAGCAUCCUUUUUUCCACCCAUUAAGAAAAUAAAUGAAUUCAAAGAUCUUUAUGCUUCUCCAGGGAGAUUUCUUAGACUGUGUCAGUCAACGAGGUUGCAUGAAACUUUUGUAAACCUUAAAUUAUUUUGUACAGUUAAGUCUGUAAAUACUUACCUAUGUUUUGUAUAACUGUUACGUUUACCUUGUUGAACAGUUGUAGUCUUAGGGGUAUCAAAGUGAAAAAUAAAAGUAAUUUUCAUUUUUGAAAA
Molecule: messenger RNA, 1732 nt
Organism: Opisthocomus hoazin
Lineage: Eukaryota; Metazoa; Chordata; Aves; Opisthocomiformes; Opisthocomidae
Source: RefSeq, a predicted model, not a curated record